ACGUAACUAGUUUGACAGCUGCCUGCAACCCUGAAAGCGAACUUUUAUUUUUCCAAUCAAAUUGUUGGAUUCAAUUGUUACUUCAGUGUGUCCCACCAAUUGCCAGUUAACCAUAGAAACCAUAUGUGUGGAAGCCGCUUCUGCCCGACCGUAGGUUCAUCAUCAUCAUCAUCAUCAUGAGGCUGCUGCUCAAAGAUUUAACGCGUUUGACAACGCAGCAUCGCACCCUUUAUUGCUACUUGUUUCUCAGUCUAUGGAUCUUCCUACUGAUAGCGGGCAUGUAUCGCUAUAUGGGCAAUGCUGAGCACAGUGGCAGUCUGGGCAGUGGCGGCUUUGGUUCUGGCACCGCCAUCUCCUCUGCAGGCGUAGUUGCUGGUGGUGGUGCUGGUGGGUCAACUGAUGCUUCCUCAGGUGCGCAGAGAUUCGCUAAGUAUCGUGAACGCUGCGCUCCGCUGGCACAGUUGAUUCGCAUGGAUGAUGGCGGCAUACUGGAAGGCUGGAAGCUACAGGGUGUGCUCCUGGUCAUCAGGCAUGGCGAUCGUGGUCCCAUGUCGCAUGUUCAUGCCAAUGGCAUCAAUUGUGGUGUACCCGCCGAUGGGGACAGUCUGGUCAACAGAUAUCGCAGCUUUCUGCACAAUUCCAGCAACUCCGCCUCGGGCUCCAAUCACAUGUACUGGAACAAGGUGGGUCCGUUUCAUGGCUUCCCGCUGCUCCCCGCCACCGAACGAGGCUGUCCGCUGGGACAGCUGACCUUCAAAGGCAUUGCUCAGCUGCUGCAUGUGGGUGAGGUUAUGCAUCAGAUCUAUGCCCAUCCUCUGGGAUUGCUGCUCAAUCCGAAGGCGAAUGGAUUGCGUAACUCGGUGGACACAACAACAACGCCACACACGCUGCUCAACUCAGAUGAGGUGGUGGUGUUCACCACCCGCUAUCGUCGCACCUUUCAGUCCGCAUUGGCGCUGCUCUUCGCCCUGUUGCCGGCGGACAAGUGGCUGGCGUUGAAUGUGAGGGAAUCCCAUAGCAUGGCCUUUUGCUUUGGCGAUUGCAGCUGUGCACAGUCUGCGGUGCUGCAGAAGCGUCUGGUCUCCUUGGCGGAUCGACAGCUGCUGCGACGGUCCGAUGUCCUGGCGGUGAUGCAGUGGAUCGGCGGCACCUUGUUGCAGCAUUCGGCCAAUGAGGGUGGCAUCACCAAUCCCUUCGAGGUCGUGGAUGCCAUGUUGACCGUCCUCUGUCAUGAUGCCAACUUGCCCUGUCGCCGUCGCAAUGUCAGCCAGGCAAUGGCCAGCACACGGCCCAACAACAACAACCAGCAGGAUCUGGUGGAUGUCAUCAAUAUUGAUCAGGAUGAGACGGCAACGAAUUUAAUGCAAGAAGGAUUGGCAGCUGCUGAGCCCGAAUCGGAACCCGAAUUGCCGUCUUUGGAUGGCGACAAUGAGGGUUGUGUCGAUGCUGCCCAUGUGAAUGCCCUCAUGUCCUUUGCAGAUGAGCUUUCCCAGCGCACGGCUCGUCACACCUACUACAAGCGAUCGGGAUUAUUGCGGGCCUACGGCAUGAUCCGACAUAUUGUUGGAUAUAUGCUCAAAAUGAUAUCCGGAGAUCGGACCAAGUUUGUGCUCUAUUCCGGCCAUGACUGCACCAUGCAGUACCUGACUGCCGCCCUGGGCAUUGUGAAUAGUCAGGGACAGACCAUUAAUUAUGCCUCCCGUCUCGCCUUCGAGGUGUAUCGCAGCGAUGCUCAUACGGACUAUUAUUUCCGAGUCGUCUACAACGGACGGGAUGUGACCCAACAAAUCGAUUUUUGUGAGGGCGGCAAGAGUUUGCGGGUGACCCGCGAUAGUCGUGGCAAUAAGGCCGAUCUCUGUCCCAUCGAGAACAUCAUCCGAUUCCUGCACGAGGACUAUUUUGCCCCCCUCAAUGCAACCAACUUUAAGGAGGCAUGUGCCACGCCCAUCGGCAACCCGGCCAAAGCCAACGAGUUCUAAGGGCCACCGGGUUUAUUUCUCAGCACUUUGAACUGUGAUAAAUACUCUAGUUAUAAGACACUAACCCCAAUUAAACAUAUCAAAUCGAUCGAUCGCACACACUUAUAUUAUACCAAUAUCUAUCUAUAUAUAUAUAUACGAGUAUAUGUUAUGUAUAUUUACAUAAUUAGACGAAUUUCAGGUGAAUCACACUAAUUCGCUUAUUCCUUAACAGAAAUCGAUACAUAUCAGCGUUUGCUUCAAUGCAACGCAAUCGAUCAUAUUUAUAUGUUUUGUCUAUAUAUAGGAUAAGGAAGAAUAAUCUCUGCAGACGGAGAUCAAGCUCACUCCGAACAUAUCAUUACCAUAUCAAGCACACAUACAGUGCAAAACUUUUAAAUGUAUACAAAAUCAAUUCCGUUUUAAAUUAAAUUUAAUAAUUACAUAAAUAAAAUUAAAUGUUGUUGCAAGA
This is a messenger RNA of Drosophila innubila, 2430 nucleotides long. Its product is annotated as 2-phosphoxylose phosphatase 1. The transcript has 4 exons. Gene Ontology annotation, molecular function: phosphatase activity. Gene Ontology annotation, biological process: dephosphorylation. Lineage: Eukaryota; Metazoa; Arthropoda; Insecta; Diptera; Drosophilidae. The record is from RefSeq and is a predicted model, not a curated record. Bases 177 to 1979 code for a protein of 600 amino acids.